UUUUUUUUUUUCUUGAGCACUAAAAACUCAGUCCAAAGGCGUCACAAAGCUUAUAGGUGAAGAAAGUUUCGUCCACUCAAACCCUGAAAAUAUAAUAGAACAAAAAGAGAUGAGAGAAUAAAUAAUAAAAGAAUAAAAGAGAGGAGGAAAAAAUAAUAAUAAUAAGCAAAAGCUCUCCUUCUCCUUCCCCUUUAAUUCUCUUUUUUUCUCUUGCUUUCUUGGCUCUGGUAUUCUCUUGGUGUGAUUCUCCACCAUAUUUUCUUUCCUAAAGACCCAUCAACCUUUAUAAAAGAAAAAAAGAUCAAAAAAAAAAAGGAAAAAAAAACCAUGGUUUUCUCUUCAGUUCCAGUCUAUUUAGAUCCUCCCAAUUGGCAGCAGCAACCAAAUCAACAAGGAGGAGCUAGCAAUGAAAACCUCCAGCUUCCGCCUCUUCCUCCACCUCCUUGUGUCGGCGAUGGUGCUACUGGCUCGAUUAGACCUGGUUCGAUGGCUGAUCGAGCCCGGUUAGCAAAGAUACCACUGCCUGAGGCAGCCCUAAAGUGCCCAAGGUGUGAAUCCACCAACACCAAAUUUUGCUACUUUAAUAAUUAUAGCCUCUCUCAACCCCGACACUUCUGCAAAACAUGUCGGCGAUACUGGACUAGAGGUGGUGCCCUUAGAAAUGUUCCAGUUGGAGGUGGAUGCAGGAGAAACAAGAAAAACAAAAGCCAAAGUAGCUCAAAAUCCCCAGUUUCCAAUGAACGGCGAAUGGGUUCUUAUUCAGGCUCAACAAGUGCAGCUCCCUCCGAGAUUAUCGGUCAUUUGCCUCCACAACCAAGUCCAUUACCUUUCAUGACCUCUUUGCAUAACCUUACUCAAUUUGGUGUUGGGAAUCUUGGGUUAAACUUUGGAGGGAUUCAGGGACACAUGGGAGCAACUAGUGGUGCUAGUGGACAGGCUGAUAUGGGAUUUCAGAUGGGAAGCAAUUCGGCUAUGAGUAGUGCCAUUUUAUCAACCGGAGGAGUGCAACAAUUCCCCUUCUUUGAGCCACCACCCACUGGCUUAUACCCAUUUCAAAGUGAAGGUGUUGAAGCAUCAUCUUCCACUGUAGGAGAUAGCCAGCUCCGAUCAAUGACUCCCAGCUCUAGGGUUUCUCAGUUGGCUUCAGUGAAGAUGGAAGAUAACCAAGGAUUGAAUUUAUCGAAACCAUUUCUGGUUAUUUCGGAGAGUAAUCAAUACUGGAGUGGAAAUACAUGGACGGACUUAUCAGGUCUCAGUUCUUCUUCUAGUAGCCAUCUCUUAUAACAUUGAUCUUUCCUGAUUGAAGAAAGAAAACAAACUCUAUCUCCCUCCGAAGCUCAAGCCUAUGUAGCACUAGUUAAUUAGCGAUAAUUGACCGAAAACUAAGUUGCAUGUAAGUUCUACUGAACAGCCUUAACUUUCAAGUUCCAAACUUCCCAAAAGGAGCGAAAUGGCACAAGGCUAAUGAGGAACUUUUGUUUUUUCUUUUGUUUGAUUUGUGUUUUUGGUCUGUAUGUUAUGGCGUGUUUGAGAGAGUGUGUGUGUGUGUGAGAGAGAGAGAGAGAGAGAGAGAAAGAGGUGUUUGUUAUAUCUGACAUGAUUAGCUAGUAUCAUGAUAUAACGUUAUCAUCAUCAUCAUCAUUAGUCCAUCAAAACCGAAAGGUGUAACGUUUCUGCAAAUGGAUGACCCAACUGGGUUGUAUUCUUCAGAGACAAUAAAUAAGAAAAGCUAACUCGUACACUGA
Molecule: messenger RNA, 1745 nt
Organism: Hevea brasiliensis (rubber tree)
Lineage: Eukaryota; Viridiplantae; Streptophyta; Magnoliopsida; Malpighiales; Euphorbiaceae
Product: dof zinc finger protein DOF2.2
Exons: 2
Coding region: 328-1284 (318 amino acids)
Biological process (GO): regulation of DNA-templated transcription
Molecular function (GO): DNA-binding transcription factor activity; DNA binding
Source: RefSeq, a predicted model, not a curated record